AUGUCGGCGGCGGACGGUGCCCGGGAGGGCGUCAGGGAGGGCUCGGGCGGCGCAGCGGGUGGCGGCGGCGGCCUCCUCAACCGCUUCGUGCAGCUGCCGGGCAGGCCGCGCUCGACGGGCUAUAGGUCUCCACCAGCAAGAAGUGGCCAUCGUUGCGUGGCAGAUAAUGCCAACUUGUAUGUGUUUGGAGGCUACAAUCCUGACUACGAUGAGUCUGGUGGGCCAGAGAAUGAAGACUACCCACUCUUCAGGGAACUCUGGCGGUACAACUUUGCUACAGACACCUGGCAUCAAAUGGGCACUGAAGGCUACAUGCCCAGGGAACUAGCCUCCAUGUCACUUGUAUUGCAUGGCAAUAACCUGCUUGUGUUCGGGGGCACCGGGAUCCCCUUUGGGGAGAGCAACGGCAACGACGUCCACGUCUGCAACGUCAAGUACAAAAGAUGGGCUCUGCUCAGCUGCCGAGGAAAGAAACCCAAUCGAAUCUAUGGCCAGGCCAUGGCCAUCAUCAAUGGCUGUCUCUACGUGUUUGGAGGAACAACUGGUUACAUUUACAGUACCGACCUACAUAAGCUAGACCUCAACACUAGAGAGUGGAUCCAGCUGAAACCUAACAACAUGUCCUGUGACAUGCCAGAGGAGAGGUACAGACAUGAAAUCGCACAUGAUGGUCAACGGAUUUAUAUCUUGGGAGGUGGAACUUCCUGGACAGCUUAUUCCUUAGAUAAGAUCCAUGCGUACAACCUUGAAACCAACACCUGGGAGGAAAUUGCCACAAAACCUCAUGAAAAAGUUGGCUUCCCAGCAGCCAGAAGAUGUCAUAGCUGCGUUCAGAUAAAAAAUGAUGUGUUCGUUUGUGGAGGCUAUAACGGAGAAGUGAUUCUGGGAGACGUUUGGAAGCUGAAUCUGCAAACUUUCCAGUGGGUCAAGCUCCCAGCUGCCAUGCCGGAACCAGUGUAUUUUCACUGUGCUGCUGUCACACCAGCCGGUUGCAUGUAUGUUCACGGAGGGGUGGUCAACAUCCACGAAAACAAACGGACUGGCUCUCUGUUUAAAAUGUGGCUGGUGGUACCCAGCCUGCUGGAACUGUCGUGGGAGAAGCUCCUGGAAUAUUUCCCUCAUCUAGCAACUCUCUCCAGAUCUCAGCUUUUGCACCUUGGACUGACGCAGGGACUCGUUGAGCGACUAAAAUGAGAACAUCUCGUGCUUCUGUCCAAGACACACUACGUUCAAGAAGCCCCCUCCCGCCCCCUAUUUAUGGAUACCGUGGAUGGUCUUGCUAAGAACAUGGAGGAACUCGCUCAACGCCUUACUCAGCAAAUACAUUGAUGCCUUUCUAGAAAUUUUUAAGUUGUUGAAAAUCCACUUUUUAUUUAUGGAUCUCUAAAUUACACCAUUAAUCAAAAAUAUUCUCUGGGACUAAUCCAUAACAUCCAGCCAUCAAACUGUCAUCAGCACAUGCUUGCAACUUAAUUGGGGAGGGUGGGGAGCUUAGCGAAUGUCUGAGCCUGUGCUUACACGUGGCACAUUUAACUUAGUAUUUUCACAAGAUGUAGCUAACAGAGGACAUGCAAUGCAGAACAACAGCUGACCUGUUCUUUUGCUUUGGAUGACACUCAUACCCCUAACUCCCAGCUGAGCUCUCCCUCUCUAAAACUGAGAAUUCCUUCUGCUUGAAGGCUUUGCAUGUGUUUCAUGGGCAUGUUCCCAUCUCUUUGAGCUUCGGAAGACGGCUGGAACGUUGCACGGGGCAGUGAGCGAAGCUUUGCCUGUGCAGCUUUUCUGGUGCAGUGUUGCAGUGAUUUGAAACACCCCGUGUCUCUGUUCCUCACCUUUUCAUAUUGAAAGGUUUGCUUGGAAGACUGGUUAAAAGUUGCCACUUAA
This is a messenger RNA of Gavia stellata (red-throated loon), 1884 nucleotides long. RefSeq names its product kelch domain containing 10 (gene KLHDC10). Gene Ontology annotation, molecular function: protein binding. The transcript has 9 exons. Lineage: Eukaryota; Metazoa; Chordata; Aves; Gaviiformes; Gaviidae. Gene Ontology annotation, biological process: positive regulation of stress-activated MAPK cascade. The record is from RefSeq and is a predicted model, not a curated record. Bases 1 to 1194 code for a protein of 397 amino acids.